Dreissena polymorpha is the source of this 2560-nucleotide messenger RNA. RefSeq lists its product as uncharacterized. Bases 75 to 1304 code for a protein of 409 amino acids. The record is from RefSeq and is a predicted model, not a curated record. Gene Ontology annotation, molecular function: DNA binding. The transcript is spliced from 2 exons. Gene Ontology annotation, biological process: DNA recombination; DNA integration. NCBI's taxonomy places the organism in Eukaryota, Metazoa, Mollusca, Bivalvia, Myida, Dreissenidae.
CUUACUUGGUGAUUUUUAUUUUAUAUUGAGUGCGCUUUAGGACGCUGUCCAGAGCUUUGGUUUUGGGAAUUGAAAUGACCAGCACUCGUGGGGACGAUGUCCUCAGACUAUCCGACUCGUCGGAUACUGAAUUUUCUGGUUUCGACAUUGUCGACACGCCAUACGUUGCUCAAACAAUUGAUGUUUGUACAGACGAUGUCUGUACCGAAAAACGACAUAAAAGUCCGGUGAAAGGGAAAAAGAUUGUAAAAUCCUCUAAAAAAUCCAAACCUGAAAGUAAAAAGAAACCUAAACCGGAUUCGCAAAAGCCUUCAUGUUCGAAAAGUAAAAAACAAACUAUGGACUUAAAUAAUUUGUCUUCUGAAGACCUUUUGGUAUUGAAACAAAAGCUUGGUUUAGUUGCCGAGCAAUCUGACAGAAGACCAUUUUAUGACAGACCCAAUAUUCAAGUCUCAAUUGAUAGAGAUGACAUUUCGGACAAUGAACAUAUUUCGGAUAAUGAACACAUUUCGGACAAUGAACAUGGCUCUAGUGUGGCAAGGAAAAUUUGUAAUGAACUUUUUUCCAAUAGUGAUUCUGACGAGGAAUGGUCGCCUCCCAAAACCAAAGCAAUGGAGAAGGGUCAACAUAUUGCUGAUUCCCUUGCUAAUAUGAUUAAUUUAGCUUGUAGUACACCUUGUGACAUUGAGGGAAUUGUUUCUAAAUAUAAAAUUCCUGGGAACCUUGACAAAGCCUGCCCUCCUAUUGUUAAUGCCGAGGUGUGGCGUAUAAUGGAUAGAAAAGGCCAUGCCUCAGAUAAGGGGCUGCAAGAUGUGCAGGCAAUUUUGACUGCUGCUAUGGUUCCCAUUAUCAAGCUGGCAGAAACAGUUAAAAAGUCAAAUGUUAAAGUUCAAUGCAAGGAAUAUAUUGCAGAUGCCCUUACUCUAAUGGGUCAAGUGCAAUACAAUAUUUCUGUUAAACGCAGAUAUGGUAUUAGGCCACACCUGAAUAAAAAGUAUGCAUCACUAUGCAAUGUUAGUAUGCCAAUCACUACCAAGUUGUUUGGAGAUGAUGUUACAAAAGACCUGAAAGCCUGUGACUCAAUGUUUAAUAUAGGAUCAGGAAAACCAUGGUGGAAGUCAAAGACUCUACGUCCAACUCACAGGCCAUACAGAGGCAGUUCCAAUUAUUCAAAUUAUGGUGGCGCUGGUGUAGGCCGUUUCCAACCAUACCCACAGAGAGGCGGGCGACCUUUUCGAAGGGGUCUCUCAGGUGGCAGUUUUCGAGGACGAGGUGGAUACGGCCAAUCCCCAAGUGGAAAAUAGAUCGAUGGUAGACUUCCAAGACAUCGAGACAUCCUGACAUUACCACACAAUGGACAAGUUCACCCGUUGUCAAAGAGACUCGACUUGGUCGCGGCAGUUGUAUCGGGGAGGCCCUCCGUUGUAGAGGACUUUCAUCAGAGACUACAACCAUCAUCUUGGCUGCCUGGAGAAGAGGAACUCUCAAACAGUAUGAUUCUGCAUGGCGGAAGUGGAUGUCUUGGUGUAUGUGCAGGGAAACUUCUCCCUUUAACUCAUCUGAAGUAACUGUACUUCAAUACUUGGAGCAUUUAAGGUCUAUUAACAAGUCAUACUCUGUGUUGAACACUCAUAAAUCAAUGUUAAUGCAAACAUUACCCUUUUUUGGAAAUAAGUGGUGUAAAGACUGUUUUUUAAUUCAGAAAUUUAUGAAGGGAGUUUUUCAUUCUCGUCCUCCAGUACCUAGAUACCAGUUUGUGUGGGAUGUUACUCUUGUAUUGAAUUUUUUAAAGUCUUUGAAUCCAUUGUGUAAUUUAUCAUUAAAAAUGUUAACAUUUAAAGUGGUUGCACUUUUGGCAUUAGGAAAUGCACCUAGAGCUCAAACUUUGAUUUCUAUGGAUUUGUCUUGUAUGAAAAAAGAAGGGGCUGUGCUUAUUUGUGUGUUUCCUAAUUUAUUGAAAACUACCAAGUUAGGUAGACCUUAUGUUAUGAAGAUUGAACAUUUUAAGGAUGAAAAAUUAUGCAUUUUGCAUUCUUUGUUGUUUUAUAUUAGAGUUACGAAACCACUUAGGAAAUCUUCAAAAUUGUUCAUUUCUUAUGUGACUUAUAAAGCAGUUACAUCAAGUACUAUUGCUAGAUGGCUAAAGAGUGUGUUGGACCUUUCAGGUAUAAACACUGAUUAUUUUAAAGCACAUUCAUUUCGAAGUGCCUCUACAUCAGCUGCAUAUGCAAAAGGUUGUAGACUUAAAGACAUCUUAAGUACAGCUGAUUGGACAUCAGAUAAGAAUUUUAAAAAGUUCUAUUUGAGGGAGUCUGUUGAUUCAAAAAGUUUUGUAAACAGCGUGUUUUCAAAGUAACGUUUAAUUAAAUAUUAGGACGGGAUUUUUCUCUGUUUAUGAAUACUUCAUCAUUAUGACAUUGUUACAGUAAUGUCAAUAAUUGUGGUUGUUAGGCUACAUAUGUUCAUUUUCUUAUUGAAUUUGUUGAUAUUUACAUGUAUCCUACAAAUUUGAUAUUCAAUGAAAUUUGGGAAAAUAAAUGUAUUUUUCUUGCAUAUGGUA